Molecule: messenger RNA, 8100 nt
Organism: Entelurus aequoreus (snake pipefish)
Lineage: Eukaryota; Metazoa; Chordata; Actinopteri; Syngnathiformes; Syngnathidae
Gene: nfixa
Product: nuclear factor I/Xa
Exons: 13
Coding region: 314-1825 (503 amino acids)
Biological process (GO): regulation of transcription by RNA polymerase II
Cellular component (GO): nucleus
Molecular function (GO): RNA polymerase II cis-regulatory region sequence-specific DNA binding; DNA-binding transcription factor activity, RNA polymerase II-specific
Source: RefSeq, a predicted model, not a curated record
UCCGGUACCUUUUCCCGCUAGGUGUCAACUCAAAUCGCCAAACGUCUUCGCUUCCACCUCCAAUCAUUUGGAUAAAAUAAUAUAUAAGAAUGUAUUACACCUGUUUGAGGAACAUCGAUAGUUAACUUAUUCCUCUACAAUGUCUUUAAUGGACGAGUUCAAGAGUGGACUAAAACUCUCUAAAUACGUCGAAAGUUGCGUCAAAAACAUGGCGACAUGAAUAAAAAUGAGUGUCUUCUUUGAACCAUCUGAAUCUUCCUCAUACAGGUAUGGCAAGGCGAGGUUAUGGAUAGCUUCGAAUGAAUGAAGUGUAAUGGAAUACAAAUUCUGCAUUCCUACAAAAUCCAAAAUUUGGCAAGUCACCAACACACUGCAGGCUACAGACACUUACCUGGUGAACGACGAUCCUUCCAGAGGCCCAGGGGUGCCUGAAUGUUUCCUUGUGUCUGAUACAUACAGGGAUGAAUUCCACCCCUUCAUCGAGGCCCUGCUGCCCCACGUCCGCGCCUUCGCCUACACCUGGUUCAACCUGCAGGCCCGCAAGCGCAAGUACUUCAAGAAGCACGAGAAACGCAUGUCCAAGGAGGAAGAGCGCGCGGUGAAGGACGAGUUGCUGGGAGAGAAGCCCGAGAUCAAACAGAAGUGGGCCUCGCGCCUGCUGGCCAAGCUCCGCAAGGACAUCCGGCCUGAGUUCCGCGAGGACUUUGUGCUCACCAUCACGGGGAAGAAGGCCCCCUGCUGCGUGCUGUCCAACCCCGACCAGAAGGGCAAGAUCCGCCGCAUCGACUGCCUGCGCCAGGCCGACAAAGUGUGGCGGCUGGACCUGGUCAUGGUCAUCCUGUUCAAAGGCAGCCCCCUGGAGAGCACGGACGGGGAGCGCCUGGUCAAGUCACCGCAGUGCACCAAUCCGGGCCUGUGUGUCCAGCCGCACCACAUCGGAGUGUCCGUGAAGGAGCUGGACCUCUACCUGGCCUACUUCGUCCACACGCCAGAAUCUGGACAAUCAGACAGCUCCAGCCAGCAAGGAGACACAGACAUUAAACCACCACCCAAUGGACACCUGAGUUUCCAAGACUGCUUUGUCACCUCAGGGGUUUGGAACGUGGCCGAGCUUGUCAGAGUUUCACAAACUCCUGUUGCCACAGCGUCAGGUCCAAACUUCUCAUUGGCUGACCUGGACAGCAGUCCCAGCUACUACAACAUCAACCAAGUGGCCCUGGGGCGACGCUCCCUCACCUCCCCUCCCUCCACCAGCUCUACCAAGAGGAAGUCGUUAGACGACAGUGAGCUGGAGAGCCCCACAGAUGAUGUUUUCUAUCCUGGACGCUCGCCUGCUGCCAGCUCAUCCCAAUCCAGCGCGUGGCCCAAUGACAUGGAUGCAGUGCAGCACCAUUUGGCCAGUGUGCAGGAGAGGAAGAUAAAACAUGAAAACGAUGGCGUGCAGUUUCCUUACCAUGGACUGUCCUCGCCUGGUUCACUUAAGAAGCCGGGGAAGUUUGAUUUCAACGCCCUGACUUCCCAGACGAGGUCCCCCCGCAUGGCGUUCACACACCACCCGCUGCCUGUGCUGGCAGGAGUGAGACCAGGGAGCCCCCGUGCCUCAGCCUCAGCCCUGCACUUCCCCUCCUCCUCAAUCAUCCAGCAGUCCAGCCCUUAUUUCACCCACCCCACCAUACGCUACCACCACCACCAGGACCCGCUUAAGGAGUUUGUGCAGUUCGUGUGCACCGACAGCACAGGACAGCCGAGUGCACAGCAUACUCCACGCCAGGCUCCACAGCUCCCAACCGGUUUGUCGGCAUCGGAACACGGGACAACUUUCUGAAUAUCCCCCAGCAGACUCAGUCCUGGUUCCUCUGACAAGGUGUCGAACAAUCAACAGCUUAAAAGAUGACAAUUGGAAAGAAAAAAAAUAUCAUCAUGUCACUGCUGAUCAAGAGCAGACUGCUGACACUAAAAUGUUCCCCCUCGCCAACACUAGUCAAAGUACGACGACAGAAACCCCCGCCCCACACACACACACUUUACCCAAUUUGAACUGGAACGUCCGUGUGUGUGUGCGUGUGUGUGUCCCUGACCACCCCACCUCACCCCCCCCUGGAAAGAAAAUGAAACCUCACUUGCGAUGGAACUGUCAGACAAGGAAUGCCAAGAGGAAGAUGAGGAUCUGUCGCACGCACACCAGGAAAUGUUGGACAGGAAAACAAACAUGGCAACCUGACAAUUGACCAAUUUUUACUUUUCUUUUUUUUUUCUUUUUUUUUUUAAACCUUUUAUUACUUUAAAAUCAUUUUGUCUCCACCAUGAAACUCCAUGCAUUGGCCGAGACAUCCAAAAGCAAAACGCAAGGAAAAACGACACCCUAAUAGCGCACCUUUUAAAAAAACAAAAACAAGUCAGGUGACGUCUUCAGUACCUGACAGUCCCCGCCCCUCACCUGCAACGCAGCCGCACACCUGUAUGUCACCGCACCUCUCAUCGGCUCAGCCCUUAAGACUUAUUGAUUUCCGAUUGGCCAAUCAAGGUGGCGCCAUCAGAUGGCGUGACACGUAUGCACUAAGUGGCUGGUCGUUUGUUUACCUGUCCUAGUAUCAGGGCACUUUGCUGCGGGGGAGGAGAAGAAGUGUGAGCCAGUAGAAAGCGUUGAAAACACUAAAAAAAAAAAAAAGGCUGCAUGUGUACUUUCAUCCCCUCACCUAUGCACUAAUAAUUCUCAUUAGGGAUGAACACGAUUGCACAUAGACAGCCACAAAAGCCAUGAGGGGCCGCAGGGGUCACUUUACAGGGGUGUGGCUGCGCUCGUGGUCAUUUAACACGCACACACACACACACACAACCAUCUUCCCUAAAAUUAGUCUGCCACUCAUCUUUUUUAACCAUUCAGAAGUGGAGAUGGGCACAGUGAUGGAAUCAUUGCACUAUUCCAGCAUUAUUAUACUCAAUACAACAGCUGCAUUGAAACAGGAGUUCAGAAUAUUCAACCCCUUGAAAAUCCUUUAAAGAAAUGUACUCCAAUGCCCUUCUCUAUUCCGAAUGUUUGGCAGGAACACGCGCACACACACACACAAUGCAUGAGCUUCAUAUUAUUAGCUUUCAUUUAGCGUGUAGAUUUGUUUUUCCUCUUUUAUUGACAGAUUUGUUUUGGGUUUUUUUUUUUUGGUUUUGUUCCACUUGGAUUGUUUUUGCAUGUCAUAACAACCUUCCGCUGUAGUUUAGAAGGCACGCUUACUCGACAGUACAAAACUUCUCAAACCUCUCGCGGUAACGAGCUCGUCACACAGAGUUAAAGGAACACACACACACUAGCACCUGACUUAUAAAGGGAAUCCUUUAUACUUUUUCCUCCCGAAUGCCUUUUUUUUUUAUUUUUACAUUCACUUAAUUUGAUUUUGAUUUUACAUGUCAAUUUUCAUCGCGACACAAUCCAACGCCACACAAAAGAGCCGACCUCAAAAAAUAACUGGACUGCCUUAGUUGUGUUUUUAUUUGGCAGGGAUAGUAAAAGGCUAAAACGUAUAUCACAACUUUAACAAUAACAUGGAAGUGCCUCUGUAUUCCCUUCAUGCAAUUAGUAUCAAACUUCAGGUUAUUUUUCGCCCUGCGUCGAAGCUAACACUGUUAGCAUUCAGGAUUUCAAAAACCUUUCCACGCCUUAAAUAAUCACAAAUGUGGAAAGACGCUAGAGUCUACCCCAGCUGGCUUUUGCCAACCUGGACUAAGCACUUACUGUACGAGGUGUGUCAGAAAAUAUAUAUAUAUUUCCAAUCCAUUCUAAAAAUGUUCCUUUUAAGGGAUUUUUCCAAGGUGAUGUCGUCCUCUUGAAGAUCCCCUUUAAGUUUAGGAAAGAAAAAAAAAUAACACGGCCAUGUUCUUCAACUGUUGCCACAACUCUCGCCUCACUCACACGCUAAACCAGGGGUGUCCAAACUUUUUUCCACUACGGGCUGCAUACUUAGAAAUGAAAGAAUAUGCGGGAGAGGGGGGCACUUUAAUACAUUUUGUACAUUAAAGAUGAAAAAGAAACAAUUGAAGGUACAUUAUUAUAUGCUCAGCCAGGUGUGACCAAGAAAAAUGAAAGAAUGUGGGGAAAUAAUUUACAUUGUGUACUUUAAAUGUGCUAAAAAUGGUUAAUCAAAAUAUGCCAACUUAUCGGAAUCAAACAUCCACAUCUUUAUGUCAAAUGUAACAAAGCAAAUUAGUGUAAUAUCUCAUCAAAACCCUUUAAUGUAUUAAAUUUUUUGGUAUUAUUCUUUAGCAAUAGUAUUAUUAUUCCGCUUUACUAAAACCUUUUUGCGGGCUUUAGCACACUUUUUGGGAUAAUUUGGGCCUGUUCCUUUUAUUCUUUGUUUUGUUUUUAAUGAAUCAUUCCAACAAAAUAAUACACAACAGUACCAUAAUAAUAAUAAAAUUCCAUUUCCAAAACCAAACCCAGCAACAUUCAGAAUAGCAAGCAAUUGAAAAGACACACAAACAUGACACAAAACAAUCCAAAAGUAGUCAAACAAAAAUCAAUAAUAUCAACAAGAGUAUCAAUAUUAAUAAGAAUUCGAACAUAGCAGUGAUUAGAAAUCCCUCACUUACAUUACCAUCACAGCCAUUUAUAAAACAUAAAAUGGAAACAUUAAAACAAUUAACAAUAGUGUCACAGUGGCUUACACUUUCAUCCCAUCUCAUAAGCUUGACAAUCAUGUUUAUAUAUUUACAUAAAGUAGGGCUAUGAAUCUUUGGGCACCAUUCCAUUUGAUUCUUGGGGGUCACGGUUCGAUUCGGAAUCGAUGUUUGAUUCAUAAAUAAUACUUUUUCAACAACGUUGUGUGCCAGUUUGACGAUUAACUACAUCCCGCCAUAAAAUAGACAAACAGCUCUGAUAAAUUUCUAUAUUACUUAAAAGAAAACUUUUUUUUUUAAAUAAAAUGCUACCCAAACAUGUGAUAAAGUCAAACACAAAUAAGGCAACAAGAGAAGUAUCCAACACUUCUUUUCUAAAGUAAAUCUAUACAGCACAUAUGGGCUUCUACAUCAACAAUAUGAUUUACCUGAGUGGCUGGACAAGACAAGAUUUUUUUUUAAAUUGAAAAAAAUAUAUUUGAUUGUUGUGACUCAAUUAAGAAUCGUUUUUGACACCCCUAAUUUAUAUAUAUAUAUAUAUAUAUAUAUAUAUAUAUAUAUAUAUAUAUAUAUAUAUAUGUAUAUAUACAUACAUAUGUAUGUAUAUAUAUAUAUAUAUAUAGUCGAGGUUUCUGUGGUUUAUCCGUUAUACAGUGCUCAAUACCGGGGUAGAGCGGAAUAUACACAGUGGCUAUAUCAUCCCUACAAGCCUGUUUUGCAGGUUUCCCUGCUUGUCAGGGGAUUUUAUAAAAUCCCCUGACGAGAAUCAGGGAAACCUGCUCAUCCUGACCUAACGUAUAUAUAAUGUAUAUAUAAUUUUUAUUUUAUUUUAUUUUCUUCCUUUUUUUGCAAUUUGUCUAAUUUUCACCCAUUUCCCCGGGACAUUUCCCAUAUUUUGUAUUGCAAAUAACCAUGGAACUUUUCUGACACACCUUGACAGACAAGCAGUCGUAGUUUGAGAAACCCUAGUCUAGUUUGUAUGCACCACUGCAAACAUUUUUGUUAUAAAAAGACAUAGAAAGAGAGAGAUCUUAUACAAAUAUAUUUAUGAUCUAUGCUCCUUUUUGCUACCUGAGCUGCUUGGCAGUCUAGUUAUUUUCUGGUCUUUCCCUCCUCGUGCCCAUCAGUAACAUCACCUUAGCAGCACAAAUUUAAACACACACAUCCGCAGCAGAGUUGCAUUCUAGUACCUUUUUAGAUGUCAGCAAAUUUGAACUGUAGGAUUGAAGAAGAAGAAAAAAAAAAAAGUGUUUUGUUAUUUUGAUGGAAAGUAUUAUUAUUGAAAACUAUGUGUCGAUUGAGCCACGUGCAAUGCAUUGGGUAGAUCAUUGUGUUUGUCUGUUAGAGAUUUUUAAGAAAGCUACGAGAAAAGAGAAAAAAAAAAAGUAUUUGUCUCAAAAAGUCCACAAGCUCCGGGACUCUAAACUUAGAGGGCCAUGAAAAAAAAAAAUCCUAGUCUUUGUAAGUUGGGGGUAUUGUUUUUAUUUCCUUUUGUCUUUAUUUUUUUAAUGUUUCUGUGUAAUCAUUUGUUUAUAUAUAUAAAAAAAAAAAAAAUCAUGUGGGAGGGCUGAAGGAAAACAAAUUACACAACUUCUCUAUUAAAAAGCGGUGCUCCUAUUUGAAACAAAUGGUAAUGAACAAAAAAUGACAGCAUUACUCCUCGCUCGCUCUUUCUCUCUCUCUCUUUCUUGCUAUAUGUAUUCUUCUAUUGAGUGUGGGGGGUGGGGGGUGGGGGGCGGGCAAAGCAAAGCCAGAUAAGUUGACCCGAGCACUGCCUGAAUCUCACCAGCAACGCGACAAACGGCCCAAAAUACUCCCAAAAACUCUUCAUGACCCCGACGGCGAGACUUGUUUUUGCUCCCCCCCACCCCCUGAAGCCCCUACUGUCCCCUCUGUAAAUGCCUCCCCUAGUGCUCGUGCUGUAGUGUAUAGUUCCCCGGCAAGUAAAAGGUUGUCCUUUAAAAGUGCCUUUCGUUCACAACGCUCCCUUUUUGCAAACGGGACGUGCACGAGUGCCACCGCCGCUCUCAUGCGCAUCUCUCCCCUUCAAAUGAACCAUAUUCCUCUUUUCUUAUCUAUAUGCAAAAAUCUACAUAUAGAUAUAGAAGGUGUGGAUUUUUUUUUUCUUUCUUUAAGGCAAAAAUUGUGUUAUUGUUCCUCUGUUGCUUCCCCCCUUCCUUGCCUUCUGUCUCCACUGUCUUGUUUUCUCUUCGACACUGGAGUAGUCUGUAACUGUCCGUCACUUUCGCUCGCUCGCUCGCUCUCUACAACAAACAACAACAACAACAACAAAAAAGCACAAAAAAAAUAUUACAGAGAAACUUUUGUGUUGAGCGGAAUGCCGUUAGCUCACAUGUUAUCCUUGUCUGUAUGCUUCACAUUGUCAUCACUUUGGACAGCUCAUGGAAGUGAACAAAUGACGCUGACGGGCUUUUGGGGGUGUCCUUGGGAGGAGGGGGGGGUAAGAUUUUCGUUUUGUUUGUGUAAUUUUUUUUUUAAGAGAGCUGAUGAACUGCUUAAGGAUGUUAGAAAGGGGCUGAUUGGACUAUCGGAUAAAAGUUUGAUCUUUUGGUUAUUUAUUGUUUGGCUUUGUUUUACUCCCCCCUGACCCUUUUUUUUUUGUAUAAUUUAAAAUUAUUUUUUAAAUAUAUAAUUAUGUUUAAAAUUUUAAUAUAAUUAUAUAUAUUUUAGACAAUUUUAAAGUAUAUAAUUAUAUUAAAAACAUUUAGUAUAAUUAUAUAUUUUUAAUAUAUAAUUAUAUAUUUAAAAAUUGUCUGAAAUAUGUAUAAUUAUAUAUUUUUGUAUAUAUAAUUCUAUUAUUGUUUUUAAAAAUAAUUAUAUAUUUAAUAUAUAUAUAAUUAUAUUCAAAAAUAAAUUUAUAAUUAUAUAGUGGUUUUUUUUGUUUUUUUUUACUAUUUGCUAUCAGGGUAUGUUGUGUUUAAAAGGAAGCCUUGGACUUAAAAAGCCAGCUACAAGCACCUUAUUAUAUACCGGACUUAUCCCGCAUGAGGCUGAAGGAAAGGGUUGCAUUUUCGCCGUGUUUGUCCACACCCCCUUCCAGUGAGUAUUAUUGACGCAGUAACAUUGUCAGCAGUAUUAGAUACUUACAGUACUUACACGUGCCUAUAGCGGAUGUAGAGGUCACCACCAGCCUGACCUCUCCGAAGAAGGGGGGGGAGGUCCCCUCUGCCCACCUCAUGCUGGACAGAUCCAGGUUUUUGUUUCUCUUAGUUUGUUCGUAAGCGUGUAUGCUUACUGGUGUACUAUACCCCCCCCUCCACCAUACCCGGACCCCAGCAGCACCCGUGUCCUCCCAGCUCCUCCAUGCCUCUUAUCCACGCCCUCGGUGCAUCACCACUUCUUUGUGAGAACACCCCCAGAGCUCUAUAGGUGAAAUGCAUGUGUUAAUUACACUUUCUUUUCCAUAAGAAGAAAAACGCAGUUUGAGAAGAGCAGCACCUGAUUGAAUAAAAAAGGAUGUUCUUGACUGUA